CCUUCUUCUUCACUACUACUCCCACUCAAAAAAAAAAUCACUCUUAUCUCUGAAAUUCGCAAUGGCUUCCACUCUAUCCUCUGCUAUCCUACGCUCCCCCUCAUACUCCCCGCCCUCCGCCGCCUUUCAUCCGCUCCCCUCCGCCACAUUCCCCAAAUUCCCCCUCGAAUCGGCCCCCAAGCUCAUCCGCCGACGCGCCACCGCAGUCCGCCCACUCGCGGCCGUAGACGCCCCGGAAAAGGUCGUCCAACUCGGCGACGAGAUCUCAACCCUAACCCUAGCCGACGCGCAGAAGCUCGUCGAGUACCUCCAGGACAAGCUCGGCGUGACCGCCGCGUCCUUCGCACCCGCCGCCGCUGCCGCCCCCGCCGCGGCCGAGGCUCCCGCCGUCGUGGAGGAGAAGACGGAGUUCGACGUCAUCAUCGAGGAUGUGCCGACCAGCUCGAGAAUCGCCACCAUUAAAGUGGUUAGGGCUUUGACCAGCUUGGCUCUGAAAGAGGCGAAGGAGCUGAUUGAAGGACUACCGAAGAAAUUCAAGGAGGCGGUGUCGAAGGAAGAAGCCGAGGAAGCGAAGAAGCAGCUCGAAGAAGCCGGCGCCAAAAUCGCCAUUGUUUAAACAAUUGCGCUGCAGCUUUACUCAAUUUUCGCGGUAAACAAAAAUUACAAAUCUGAGUAUUUUUUUCGUUAUUCUGUGGUUGAUUUGUGUUUUUUAUUUAGUUUAUUUGGUAGUUGUAGAGGCAGUCAUAUUAUGAAUCUGUAAUCAAUUUAGACCCUAAGAUUUUAUGUUUCCUACAAUCCAGUUAUCUUUUCACUGCAAACAAGUUGAGUCGAGUCGAUCCGAACGUAUCGUAGUUUAAAUAUUGUGUUAUGAGUUUGAUAAGCUAUCAAGUCUAUCUUAAACGAGCUAUAA
This is a messenger RNA of Erythranthe guttata (spotted monkey flower), 910 nucleotides long. RefSeq names its product large ribosomal subunit protein bL12c. Lineage: Eukaryota; Viridiplantae; Streptophyta; Magnoliopsida; Lamiales; Phrymaceae. Gene Ontology annotation, molecular function: mRNA binding; structural constituent of ribosome. Gene Ontology annotation, cellular component: ribosome; chloroplast. The record is from RefSeq and is a predicted model, not a curated record. Gene Ontology annotation, biological process: translation.